Guyanagaster necrorhizus is the source of this 1795-nucleotide messenger RNA. Its product is annotated as ABC1-domain-containing protein. The transcript has 9 exons. The record is from RefSeq and is a predicted model, not a curated record. NCBI's taxonomy places the organism in Eukaryota, Fungi, Basidiomycota, Agaricomycetes, Agaricales, Physalacriaceae. Gene Ontology annotation, biological process: ubiquinone biosynthetic process. The coding region runs from base 19 to 1749 and encodes 576 amino acids.
CCGACCAUCCUCUUUUGCAUGCCACCAGGACCAGCGUAUAACUGGCUCUGCGUCCUUUCGUCUGCUGCUGACAUUCUUGGCCAUGCGGCACGUAUAAGAGCCUCGCAAAUUGCUGGGCAGCGUUCAGUACUUGUCUCAAGGAUGAACAAUCGCGACGCGCCGGCACUGGAAGAAAACAAAAUCAAAACUGAGGAGAAUGUACGGCCAGUUGUGACUGAACCAUUCGUGUUGACCAGAGUCUCCAUUCUUCCUCGAGAAUUUUCUGCAGAAGUGAAAAGUGUGGAGGAAACACAAGAAAUACGCGAGGACUCGGUAGUAGACUCCAUUCCCUACGAAACCGCACCUCCAACACAGGCAGAAGAAAUACAGGCGCCUCUAGUCUUUCCGACGCGUAACCUAUCUUCUUCCAAAGUCCCAUCCUCGCGUAUUGGCCGGCUCUUCCACUACGGAGGGCUUGCUGCUUCUCUCAGCUACGGUGCUGCCUCAGAAUUGCUCCGUCGAACCGGCGACAACCAAGCCUCUGUCAUGAUGACCGAAGCCAACAUAAAGCGGCUCGUCUCCAAGCUCUCGCAGAUGCGCGGGGCAGCGCUCAAGCUGGGCCAAUUUCUUAGCAUACAAGAUACCCACCUCCUUCCCCCCGAAGUAGAUAAAAUCUUCCGAAGGGUGCAGGAUAGCGCGCAUUACAUGCCGGAUUGGCAAAUGGAGAAAGUCUUGCAAAAUUCUCUGGGGACAGACUGGAGUUCACAUUUUGACUCUUUUGACCGUAUUCCUUUUGCUGCAGCGUCGAUAGGUCAAGUACACAGUGCCGUUCUCAAAGCGUCUGCUUCGCCCACGGGCGAACCGUACCGAGUAGCAGUCAAAAUCCAGUUCCCCAAUAUCGCCAACUCGAUAGACAGUGACCUGGGUUAUAUCAAGCUCUUGUUGACCGCCGGCAAGUUUCUUCCAAAGGGUCUUUUUCUGGACAAGACCGUCUCGGUUAUGAAGCGGGAGCUAGCAGAUGAGUGUGACUACUCUCGGGAGGCCUCGUUCUUGCGUACUUUUGGAUCACCAGAGUACCUUGGAAACGAUCCGCGUUUCAAGAUUCCUUGGGUGUGGAAAGGAAGCACUGACCGCGUUCUCGUCAUGGAACGCAUCGACGGGAUCAGCGUCGGGGAGGCGGACGUCAAGGCCUUGUCCCAACCAGAUCGCGACACCAUCGCUGCGUGUGUUAUUGAACUCUGUUUGAAAGAGCUCUUCGAGUUCCGGAUGAUGCAGACGGAUCCCAACUGGACAAAUUUUCUCUGGGAUGCGCGUACAAGGCAGAUUGGGCUAGUGGAUUUUGGUGCUACACGACUGUAUUCCAAAGAGUUCAUGGAUGGUUGGUUGAAGUUACUCCAGGCAGCUGCUUCUGAUGACUGGGACGCUUGCGUUGAGUGGAGUUUGAAGGUGGGCUACCUCACCGGCCAGGAGAACCAGAUAAUGCUGGAUGCCCAUGUAAAAUCCAUGACACUCCUUGCCGCGCCAUUCAAAGCGUCGACUCCCCAGCCGUAUACUUUCGGCCGCGACUCGAGCUGGGCAGAUAUCACAGCUCAGAUACGGAAUAAUAUUCCGGUGAUGUUGGAGCACAGGCUUACACCUCCACCGCAGGAGACGUACAGCUUGAAUAGAAAGCUCAGCGGUGCGUUCCUCCUCGCGUCAAGGCUCGAAGCCACCGUCGAUACGAAAGACAUCUGGGACCGGCUCGUGGGACAAUAUACGUUUAGUUCGUAGCUAGAGAGUUAGUAGCAGAAUGGAAAUGCACUCAAUUUUUUCUCCA